AUGGGGUGCACGGGCAAGGCGGCCGUGUGGUUUUUCUGGUUUCUCAACACGGUGCUUUCCAUCGGGUUUGCGAUCCUUGCUGCCGUCACACUGGAAAAUGUCAGAGAGCUGUACAACGAAUUGGAUGAUCUACAAGAUGCCAGUUCCGAAGCCCGCCAGUUUUCGCUUGUUGGUUUGAUGGCAGGAACUGUGCUGGGUGCCAUCCUCGUCAUCGGCUACUCGGUCUUCACGUUUCUGUUCCUUUUCUGUAAAUGGAUGUCACGAGGGCAGAUGAUGGGUGCAGGGUACUCAAUCAUGCAGACAGCAUCCAUUUACACAUCAGCUUUCUUGCUGCUCGAUGCCCUUACUUUGCAUGCUUCUGACAAAACGGUGGACAUUUCCUUCAAUUCGGAUGAAGAGAAUGCGUACACUGCAACCUACUUGUUGGCUUAUGUAUUGGUGGGAACGUAUAUCUUCAUGUUCUUUGUGUUUUGGUGGUGCAAGAAGGCGUUUACACGGGAAGCUCAACUGGCGAGCGAAGCUUUGAGUGCAAAAAACAGUGCACAGGCAUGA
Molecule: messenger RNA, 552 nt
Organism: Ostreobium quekettii
Lineage: Eukaryota; Viridiplantae; Chlorophyta; Ulvophyceae; Bryopsidales; Ostreobiaceae
Source: the annotation of a GenBank genome assembly